Molecule: messenger RNA, 5131 nt
Organism: Folsomia candida
Lineage: Eukaryota; Metazoa; Arthropoda; Collembola; Entomobryomorpha; Isotomidae
Product: protein groucho
Exons: 21
Coding region: 2110-4425 (771 amino acids)
Biological process (GO): regulation of DNA-templated transcription; negative regulation of canonical Wnt signaling pathway
Cellular component (GO): nucleus; transcription regulator complex
Molecular function (GO): protein binding; transcription corepressor activity
Source: RefSeq, a predicted model, not a curated record
CAUUUAGUUUACGUUGAACCCUUGUCGAGACCACAACUGUGCGCUUGUUUCGCUGAAUCUCGGAAAAUCUGCCGGUUUCAUACAUCUCCAAGAUCCGUGGGGAUAUAAAAUUUCAAAGUGUUUGAGGUCACGUGUGAAGACGGUGUUUACGACCAAGGCUUGGAAAAGUGAAAGGUGACGCCGUGUGUUCAGUCGCGUCUGUGAGAUUGGGACAACUCUUCUGCUGCCAAUAAUUCCAAUUGUUUGAUCCGUUUGUUCGACAAGUGGGAACAACCCUGUUUUUAUGCGAUAAGUAAUGUGACUAGACUACCAGUGUUUCAUCAGUUGUUUAGUAUUUAAUCGAUUGAGUUUGUAUUGCAUCUCUUGCGCAGGGUUUUGAAAACCCCGAAAAAUCAUCGUGAAAAUACCCGGGUCACUUUCUGCCAGUUGUUACUUUGCUUGAAUUGGAAUGCUCGUCGUGAGUGAGGCCAAAUAAGACGGAAAACCCAUCGCUAAAGUGAGUGAGUAAAAAAGUGCGUCUUUCCACUUACAGACUUAUUCGAUUGGGUCCACGGAGGGCGAAACGGUAUGCUGUGAAGUGGAGUGAUAAACCAAGUGACAGUUCAUCCUGGGGUCACGCUCAAUCCCUCGGGUCGAUCUUAUCCCCUUCGUCCUUGAAGCUUGAGAUAGGUCAGGUUCAAAACUACCCAAACUUUUACUCUGUCAGAGUAGGAUUGUCCUAAGGAACUUUUGGGGAGUCCUCAUGCAUUUAUCGUCUAAACUGAUGGAAUGACUUACAAAUUGUUUGAAGGCGAAUAUUAUUAUUAUUGCUAAAACAACAUAAGUGACCAACCAGAAAAUUUUGACCACGAUCUCGAUUACCACUAAAAACAAAACCAAACGCAAACCAACCAAAUACCACCACCGCUUCGGAAUAAUAAAACUAAGAGAUCCAACUGAACGUAGAGAGAGAGAGAAAGACCGCAACCAUUUCCUGAUUUCAAAUUCUCCAAAUUCCAACCACGUCACGGAACGUCACUCGCGACAUAAACUGAAAUUGUGGUGGUGAUUCCUGCUAUAAUUUAUCCUCGCCGUCUUUUUGCAUGAGCUUUCAUGUACCUACAACUUCUUCUUUGUGAAUAGGAGAAACCAAAGCAAACCGAGGCGACGACCACAACACAUUCAUACAUAGACAGAUAGGUGCCAAACCGUUCUUGUUCACCAGAACAUUGUUCUUUAUCAGUUUGAACAUUAGACAUAGUUGGAAAAAUUACGAAUUUGGAGAUUAGAUUCAUAUUAAUAUUUUCAGCACUUUAGUGGGAACUGCAAUGUUGUUAUGAUUGCUUAAUUACUUGAAUUUGGAUUACUACGCACACCGCACCACCGGAAAGGUGUAUUAUGGCAAGUGGCAUCAUUGUGGUGGACGUCGUGGUGAAAAUUAAUUAGUGCAGUGUGAUUGCCGUUGAUGUGAUGAACGUACUUGUGCGUCCUUAUUGCUCAUGCAGAAUUUGGGUGCAUUGGAUGAUGAUGACAACAAUUCUGUAAGCAACCCGAAACUGGAAACAAUUAAGGGAAUAAUAUACUCUCUUAUUGAUUUUGGACGAAGAAUCAUAAAGUUUAAUUUAUAACUUGUUUGACAUACUUAUGUGCAUCAAAAACUCAAGUGUACAUUGCAUACUAAGCAUAAGCCAGUGGUUUGCUGAUGGAAUUAAAUUGUUUACUGCAUUACCUAAUGUAGUUCCCUUGUCCAAUGAAUAUUUUAUGAUGGUGCCCGUUUAGAUUAUGCCGUGGUUCAGAAAUUUGCAAUAACUUUGCAAAUGUUUGUUUGAGUUCUACUUUGACAUACUAAAUAAUAUUGGGUCAUUUAAAAACGACGGUUAUCUAAGAUAUCAGCACUACAUAUAAAAAAACUGUAUAUAAAAACAAUAGACUUUCUCGUCCCAACUUCAUCCACGCGAUACAAAAGUCCAAAUAAAUACAUACCAAGAAUCUACAUUACAACUUUUUUUUAGUGUUGUGGGUUCAACUGAUCCAACGUGCAAAGUGUGUAGUGCGACCUAGUUUAUUAAUUUUUUCUGGAGAAAGCACCCUGAGUGCCGAUUCCCUUGUGUGAUGUCCGUGUAGUGUAAAAUGUACGCCGGAGGAAUGAAUGCAGCUGUCGCCGCGGCCGCUGCCCGCCACCCGGGUCCCCCACAACCAGGUCAACCCUUUAAAUUGAGUAUACAAGAAUCAUGCGAGAGGAUCAAGGAAGAGUUCAACUUUCUCCAGGCACAGUAUCACAAUUUAAAACUGGAAUGCGAGAAAUUAGCCAGUGAGAAGAUAGAGAUACAACGACAUUACGUCAUGUAUUACGAGAUGUCGUACGGCCUGAACGUUGAAAUGCACAAACAGACCGAGAUUUCCAAACGAUUGAAUGCGAUAAUAGCCCAAAUCCUUCCAUUCUUAUCACAAGAGCAUCAAAAUCAAGUAGCCACUGCUGUGGACAGAGCAAAACAAGUGACGAUGACGGAACUCAACGCUAUAAUUGGGCAGCAGCAACGUCCAGAUCUCCCUAGACUUUUGCAACAAAUGCAUGCGCAGCAACUUGGACCUGCAGCGGCUGCAGGUCACCCUCCUCUCCCCAUGUUGCCACACCCAGGCUUGGGGCCCGGGUUGCCACCAUCCUCGGCGGCCUCGCUCCUCGGUCUCACUGGGCUGGGUGGGGCCCCACACCCGCUCGCCAUACUUAACGCCAAACAUGAUCUCCAUCGGGGGGAGGACAAACAGCCAGCUUUGGAAGAUCGUCAUUCCAGCAAGGGGGGCGAUUCUGGCCGUGCUUCAGCAUCCGACAGUGAAAAAGGAUCUUACAAGAAGAUGAAGCAGGAAGGGAGAAAGAGAAACUCGCUCUCUCCCAGUGACCGAGACAGAGUGAGACCACGAAGCAGUCCGGACUCGGAGCCAAAGCGGCCCAAGAGGGAGGACAAACACGAUAGUGAUGGUGAGAAGAGUGAUCAGGACUUGGUUGUCGAUGAUACUAAUGAGGACCCACUCACACCUCCUCCGAAUGGAAAUGGGACAAGCUCUCCAAGAGAAAACGGGAUUGACAAGAAAAAUAAUAAGGACCACAGUUUACCUCCACAUAGUCCGCGGAGUGGGGGAUCGUCUAAUUCAAGCACACCCUCGAGUCACAAGAAGGACGAUAAGCCCACCACUCCCACUGGGAAAUCAACCACACCCAACUCGGGAUCCCAUUCGAGCUCGUCAAGUAUCAAGCCUAUGGCCCGUGCCACACCCUUGGACCCUUUCUUUUUCCCAGGACCUGCCCCCGCAUACCUCCACAACAGCAUCAGUCCCUCUCUGAACAGCUAUGCAAGACCUCCGUUGUCUUUGAUGAAUAUUAUGCAGGGAUAUGAUCCUCAUUCCGCCAUGAGAGGUGCCCUUGGUCCUGGGGGAAUACCCGGCAUAGGCAUUCCCGGAGGCAAACCGGCUUAUUCUUUUCACGUUUCUGCUGAAGGACAAAUGCAGCCCGUACCUUUCCCUCCAGACGCCCUAGUCGGACCAGGUAUCCCUCGCCAUGCUCGACAAAUCAACACUUUAGCCCACGGCGAAGUAGUUUGUGCAGUGACGAUUAGCAACCCCACAAAAUAUGUGUAUACUGGAGGCAAAGGAUGUGUAAAAGUUUGGGACAUUAGUCAACCUGGCUCGAAAACACCAGUGUCCCAAUUGGACUGUCUGCAAAGGGACAAUUAUAUCCGAUCUGUGAAACUAUUGCCGGAUGGAAGGACGCUGAUUGUGGGUGGGGAAGCAAGCAAUUUGUCCAUUUGGGAUUUGGCUAGUCCUACCCCUCGUAUUAAGGCUGAACUCAAUUCCUCUGCUCCUGCCUGUUAUGCACUUGCCAUUUCUCCAGACUCGAAAGUGUGCUUCAGCUGCUGCAGUGACGGCAAUAUUGCCGUUUGGGAUCUCCACAACCAAACCCUCGUGCGACAAUUUCAAGGUCACACCGACGGUGCCAGUUGCAUAGAUAUUUCUGCGGAUGGUUCGAAACUGUGGACGGGUGGGCUGGACAACACGGUUCGAUCUUGGGAUCUCAGAGAAGGUCGGCAACUUCAACAGCACGACUUCUCCUCCCAAAUAUUUUCCUUGGGCUACUGUCCAACUGGGGAGUGGCUCGCCGUUGGGAUGGAGAAUUCGAACGUCGAAGUGCUCCACUGCACCAAGCCCGACAAAUACCAACUCCACCUGCACGACUCGUGCGUGCUUUCACUCAAAUUUGCUGCGAACGGCAAGUGGUUUGUGAGCACUGGAAAAGACAACCUGCUAAAUGCGUGGCGUCAGCCGUAUGGUGCGAGCAUAUUUCAAAGCAAAGAGUCGUCGUCUGUGUUGAGUGUGGAUAUUAGUACCGAUGAUAAGUACAUUGUCACCGGAAGUGGAGACAAGAAGGCUACCGUCUAUGAAGUUAUUUACUAAUAAUAUAUUUGAUACCUACCGUACAACCAUGCAAGCUACAUACAUGAAACCAACCAACCACAUAUAUGAUGAACUAAAUAAGAGGAAUAUUCAACGUUCAAUACAACUAUACAUACAUACAAGACUUUGUACUUGAAUUGUUAUAAUUAUUAAAAACAUUUCGUGAUGCUAAAAAAUACCCAGAAACAAAAAAAUGAAAGAAAACAACUCCCACAAUUGCUCUGCGAUAUUUUUGUAGAAUAGAUUUUGUAAAAAUCCGACAAUCUGUAAUCCAAAACUGGUCAGAAUUUGUGAAACUUGUAGCUUUUUGUGUAACUUUAAUUAAUGGGACCUUCAGCAUAUACUACGUGCAUACAUAUAAUAUAAUUUUUGAGAAAGUCUGAUUUUAGCUAACUUAAUUUUGAUGAUUACGAAUGAUCAUAAAAAUGAAUUAUUAUUGUUUUUAUAAGAUAUGCAUUUACAAGCUUGUUGUAAUUUGGACAUGACAUGAUACUCAUGAAUGCAUAAGUCAAAUUAUUAAGUAGGCCGUGUAGAUCGUAAACCAGGUUGGACAUUUUGCAUAACAAAUAAUACUUUUAAACUGUUCCCUUGCAGUAAAAUUCAUAAUCUAAUUUAUGAUACAAAUUUAACAUUGCUACAACAUAUGUAUUUACAUAAAUAGUAAGAAAUAAGGAAAUUAAAUAGUAUAACCUUUCUUGAUUUUUAA